UACGAUUUUCUUAUACCCGUCGAACUCGACUGUCAUCCCCAGUGUUCACCAACGUCCAUGUUUGAUAUCAUAUGCAACCACAAUCCACGACGCAGGCAUGCAGUCUAACGACGCUUGUCUGGUCAAUCGUUUUGCAAAGCAUUCGGCGUGGCUUCGUGGUUCUGGUUUUGUGCCAGCAUACAAAGAUCCAUUCACCCCUGGACAUUUUCUUGUUUUGAUUCGACUGGACCAUAGAAGGCUUUUCAUUGUUACGUGGCCAACACUAUUGUUCCUUGCGCUGUAUGCUUUGUUGUGCUUCUUGGGAGCAACAAUGAUGAUAUGUUUUCUACAAAUCUGCCAUCACACCUUCUCUGACAUCCUUCAAUCCUAGCACCACAAUUCUGAAUGGUUAGUGAAAUUCGACGCUUGUCGACAGGUCAAAUCACUAUUUGUGUAGUGGGUUUAGAGCUUUCUUAUCAAACCUCUACCAUCAAACAAGCCUAACCUAGCUCGCUUGAUGUACCACUGUUCCGUCCCAGAGAGAAUCAUCAGGAUGCCGAAACUCGUAUCAAGAGCGACAUCAAAGCUUUGCCUUGUAGGCUGAGAGGGCCAGGUCGCCUGAUCAGACUUCUAUGCCCGUCUCGAAUCGAUACUUGUCAAUGGCACAAUGGCAUCAAUCGAUGCGUCGCCGAUGUCAUAUUGCACAAUAUCCAGCUUGAGGUGGGCUUCCGCUUGAAUAAUCUCGUCGCACAUUCCAAGCUCCUCCAGGGCGAUCAGUUGGACCGUAUCUGGAGACUUCGGGAGUUGCACGCUCUGUGGUUAGAGCCCGAAAACUUUGCAGAGACUUUUCGCAUUUCGCCUAAUUGGGUCAAAUGGGACUAUCAGGCUAACCAUUGUGAUGCUUGCAUCUUGUCUCGGAUCUCUGGAAAUCUCGAAAUCCUGCUCGAUCUUCGGUGCAUGAUCAAAUCACGAGCAACAAGCAAGUAUGUGGCAAAAUAUGGUGACCCCCCGUUGCUCAAAUGGGUCAUGACUUGGAUCGAGACCAUGUUGUCCUCUGUGGAAAGAUCAACCGGCCAGCGCGUUAAAAUCACCGACCAAAUCGAGAUCAAUGACCGGCGGUCGGUAGAGUUCAAGCGAUUGCGAGCCAGAAUUCACAUUAAGAAAAAGAUGGAAAAGGCAGAAGCUGGUCCCAGCAAGGAGGAACAAGCUCCAGCCGUGCAAUCUUCAGGGCACGACCUGCCCGACUCUUUUGCAGAUCAAGGUGAAGAUAUCGUGGCUUCAAAGAAGUCUAGGAGUAUACAUGUCCCUGCUUCUGAAUUUCAAGAGCACAUCUCGGACGAUGCUCUUUCCGCGAUCGACUCCUACGCUGCUCUGAAAAGCUCGCUUGUUCUUCCUAUGCCAACAGUCAACGAUGACGACGCUCAGAACGCCAGUUCCGGACCAAAUCAGCAACCUCGUGUCGACAACGACCAAGGAAGUACUUUUUCCAACCCGCGUGCGCAAUGGAAAAAGGGGGCAUCGAGAAUCUAUCCUCAUGCUGCCACUUAUGUGAACCCUGCGUCCACUGUCGUCUCUAAAGCUACCGCGUGGGAUAGUGUCGUCUUUGGAAGUCAAUAUGCCUCCGGCUUCGACGGGAAUGCUCACCCAUCGGGCGUGGAUCUUCGCUCUGGCGUUCCGGGCAAGCAAACCUCAAGUUCUCAUCCAGCUUCAACCAUCGUCGAUAGCAACGGAUCCAUCGUGUCAUCCACCGGGGGCCAAGCACGAAAGUCGAAGCCAUCUUCGCAUAGUGACUUCGAGCGCAAGUAUGCAGAAAGUGGCAAGCCAGUUCCUCCAUCUGCUGCUCCAUCUUCUACCUGCUACUCACGCCAACCGAGCAGCUCGAGGGAUGCUCGAUCUGAUCGAACUGCUGCUACGAGCACGAGAUCUGGAUCGAGCUACGGUCCUUGCUAUCCGCCUAUUAGAGUACAGGGGGGGAAUACUGCCGACUCCUACCUGAAACUGGUGGAUCAUUCGCCAUUUUCCACUGGCCGAGAAGCGCCAGCUUUCAAAGACGUUUCGUACGGUGGUCGCAAAGAUAGUCAUCGCACACAGCUUUCCUCCAACAACUUGAGCCCAACUACAAAGCCAACAUUCAAAGUCUCACAUUCAAAGCCGCUCUCAGCCCAUCGAGAGACCUCGACGAAUCGGCACCGACAGGAUAGUGUCGCAUUGACAGAAAACUUUUUAAAAGAGUUUGAACAGCUGGAACGAGACCUGAGCCCACACGGACCCGGCUCUUCUCGCCGUCGUAUUCAUCAUGGCCGCAGCCAGGACACCGUAGGAACCUCCAUCUUGUAUCCGUCCAGCAACACCAUCUCGCCAGAAUCUGUCGAAGCACUGACUCCAACUGGUCUUAGACCGGUCAGGAACGGUAAAUCUCGAGAACAGUCACGGUGCAAGGAGCAGAAAGCAUCGAAGCAGCAUCAAAUGUCGCGAAAGGAUAGCUAUGAUUGCAACUCUGAAGAGUCCAGACGUUCAGCUGCACCUCGGCUCAAGGCUUCAAGAAGCAAUGACGUGCACAGUCGGAAGCACCGAGAUGCAGCAUCGAGUUCAAGAGCACAUCACAAAUGCACUCCGUAUGGAGACACAGCGUCAUCCAGGAUGGGCUCCCAAGCCACUGGCUGGUCUGACGCGUAUGGCGCGGGACUGAAGGAAGGAGAGGAUGUGCAAUGGUAUUAUGGUGGCAAAUAGAAGACUAGUCACAGUGAUGGGAUCUUGGGAGGCCAGUUUUCCAGGUACGAAGGUAACACAUGGGUAGUAAUGG
Molecule: messenger RNA, 2782 nt
Organism: Exophiala mesophila
Lineage: Eukaryota; Fungi; Ascomycota; Eurotiomycetes; Chaetothyriales; Herpotrichiellaceae
Exons: 2
Coding region: 937-2709 (590 amino acids)
Source: RefSeq, a predicted model, not a curated record